Molecule: messenger RNA, 3588 nt
Organism: Heteronotia binoei (common prickly gecko)
Lineage: Eukaryota; Metazoa; Chordata; Lepidosauria; Squamata; Gekkonidae
Gene: SKOR2
Product: SKI family transcriptional corepressor 2
Exons: 9
Coding region: 1-2799 (932 amino acids)
Biological process (GO): negative regulation of transcription by RNA polymerase II; negative regulation of BMP signaling pathway
Cellular component (GO): transcription regulator complex; nucleus
Molecular function (GO): SMAD binding; DNA-binding transcription factor activity, RNA polymerase II-specific; RNA polymerase II cis-regulatory region sequence-specific DNA binding
Source: RefSeq, a predicted model, not a curated record
AUGGCCGGCAGCCCCCUGCCCGGCCCCGCCGACCUCCUCCUGGCCGCCCCGUCGGGGGCCUUUCCCGGAGACGCCUUGAGCCAAGGGGCCUCUUCUUCACCGCCGCCGCCGCUGGGCGGCAUGAAGCCCAACCAGGUGGGCCAGGUGAUCCUGUACGGCAUCCCCAUCGUCUCGCUGGUGAUCGACGGGCAGGAGCGGCUGUGCUUGGCGCAGAUCUCCAACACGCUGCUGAAGAGCUUCAGCUACAACGAGAUCCACAACCGUCGGGUGGCGCUGGGCAUCACGUGCGUGCAGUGCACCCCGGUGCAGCUGGAGAUCCUCCGCCGGGCGGGGGCCAUGCCCAUCUCGUCGCGGCGCUGCGGGAUGAUCACCAAGCGGGAGGCGGAGCGCCUGUGCAAGUCGUUCCUGGGCGAGAACCGGCCGCCCAAGCUGCCCGACAACUUCGCCUUCGACGUGUCGCACGAGUGCGCCUGGGGCUGCCGCGGCAGCUUCAUCCCCGCGCGCUACAACAGCUCCCGCGCCAAGUGCAUCAAGUGCAGCUACUGCAGCAUGUACUUCUCGCCCAACAAGUUCAUCUUCCACUCGCACCGCACCCCGGAGGCCAAGUACACGCAGCCCGACGCCGCCAACUUCAACUCGUGGCGGCGCCACCUCAAGCUGACCGACAAGGCCCCGCAGGACGAGCUGGUCUUCGCCUGGGAGGACGUCAAGGCCAUGUUCAACGGGGGGAGCCGCAAGCGGGCCCUCCCCACCGCCGCCCACUCCUCGCACCACCAAGGCCCGCCGUCCAGGGGCCCGCCGGCUCACUGCCACCCGCUGGGCGCCGUCAAGGCGGCGGUGGUGGGGGUGGGGGGAGGCCUGCUGGGCCCCCACCUCCUGGGGGGCCCCCCGCCGCCCCCUCCGCCCCCGCCGGACUUGCACGCCAAGCGGGGCCGCUUCGACGACGACGAGGAGCUGCAGGAAGCCGUGGCCGCCGCGGCUGCUGCUGCGGCCGUCGUGGCGCACGGCGGAGGCGCAGCCAGCAAAGGCCAGCGCAGCUACCCGGUGAUCCCGGUGCCCAGCAAAGGGGCGUCGUUCGGGGGCGUCUUGCAGAAGUUCCCCGCCUGCGGGGGUCUCUUCCCGCACCCUUACGGCUUCCCGGCGGCCGCUUUCAGCCUCUGCCACAAGAAGGAGGACUCCGACGGGCUCGGGGUGGGCGCGCAAGGCGGCCCCGCCGGGCACAAAGCGGCUGGAGGCGCCCCGACGGCGGGCGCGGGACUCUCUGGGCUUUUCUGGCCCGGCACCAGGAAGGACGCUGCAGCCGCCGCCGCCGCGGCUUUCUACCCGCCUUUCUGCAUGUUCUGGCCGCCUCGUACCCCGGGGGGGCUGCCGGGGCUGCCCACUUACCUGCAGCCGCCGCCUCAGCCCCCCAGCUGCACGGCUCUGGGCGGAGAGAGCCCCAGCUUGCUGCGCCAAGCCUUCUUGGACCUUUCCGAGCCCGGCGGCGAGGGGGGAGCCGCGGGGUUGGGCACGCCGCCCUCCGCCGCCGCUCCUCCGGCAGGCAGCGGCAGUAGCAGCGGAGAGCCGCGGGGCUUCGACGGCAGCGGGGACGCGGCUCGGUCUCCGGCGGCGGAAGGGGGAGGCGGUGGAGGAAGCGGGUCCCGAGGCCCCUCGGCUCACCAGCCCCACCUGCUGGAGGCGGGGCAGCCCCGGGGCAAGGCGGCGUCGGGCUACCACCACUCCAGCGCCUUCCGCCCCGUCGGGGGCAAGGAGGACUCGGAGAGCCUGGCCAAGCUGCACCACCACCACCAGCCCCGCGCCUCCGCUUCUCCGCCGCCGCCCCUCCUGCUGCUGCCCCCCGAGCCCGAGGGCUGCGAGAGGCCCCACCCCCACCCCCCGACGGGGCACCGCCUCCUCUCCCCCGGGGGCACCAGCUGCAGCUACCCCAGCGAAGACAGCAGCGAGGAAGAGGAGGAAGAAGAAGAGGACGAGGAGGAAGAGCCCGAGGUGGACGUCGAGAGCCACAAGCAGCCCGGGGAGGAAGAGGACGAGGAGGAAGGAGAGGAGGAGGAGGAGGAAGGGGGCCAGCCGGGCCUGGGGGAACCCCUAGGGGGCGCCGGCCGUUACCUCCAGAGCCGGGGCUUGACGGACAAAGGGCUCGUCGUCCACGACAGCAGGGCGAACGCUUCCGCCGGCCCGACGACGACGGGGCCUUUCCAGCUGACCCCCUGCAGGGCCGCCCCGGAGGAGGAGAAAGGCGCAGGGGCCAACGCGGAGCAGCUCCUGCCUCCCCCUCCGCCCCCCUGCCCCGCCAAAGGGGCCGACAGCGGCGGGAGCAGCCCCACCCUCCACCCUUCCGCCGAGGAGCCACCGCCCCCUUACAAAGAUAUUCAGAAGACCAAGGAAGGGCUGCAAGUUGUCAUAUCCGCGAAGGAAGACACCUUCACAGACAAGAAUAAGGAGCACAACUUUUUCAUCGCAGAUGCCGACCACCCGGGAGGCGAUUUCUGGAGGAACAUAGCAGGCGAACGCAUACAGGAAACCAGUUCACCUCAUUCUCUGAAAAAAGACGUUGAAAACAUGGGCAAAGAAGAACUUCAGAAGGUAUUAUUUGAGCAGAUCGAUCUGAGAAGAAGGCUGGAACAGGAGUUUCAGGUCCUGAAAGGCACGGCGUCUUUCCCAGUUUUCAAUAACUUUCAAGACCAGAUGAAGCGAGAAUUGGCCUACAGAGAAGAAAUGGUUCAGCAAUUACAAAUCAUCCCCUAUGCAGCAAGUUUGAUCAGGAAAGAGAAACUGGGCACGCAUCUCAGCAAAAGCUAAAAGCAGGAAUUAUGGGAUCAUCUUGUAAAAUAUCACCCAUCUCUUUGAAUUCAGACUUUUUCUAAAGACUGAGAAAUGGAAGGGCUUGGGGUAUUUAAAUAUGAGAAGGAAGGGGGAAAAUGAAAAUUAAUACGUCGACAAGGUUCUAUUGAACCGAAGGAGAAGUGACCUCAACGCUUCCAGGACAGCAAUGUAAAUUAGAAUGUAGCAGCCAUUUAUUAUUGAUAAUCAUAAAAUGGAACAAUUCAAGAAUGCCUGUCUUGGAUCUCUUUUGGUGGUACCAAAGUUUGGUUUGGUGUUUUGUUUUUUUGGAGAAAGAUUACUGAACGUGACAGAAAUGGUGAAAAGGCUUUCGACCCAGUCGUGUGGAUAAAACCUAUGAGAACCGACCACUCAGCACAUCUUGAGGAGUUAACUUUAGAGAAGUUUCUUUUGCUGAAAGAAGCAUGAUUCAGAAAACAAACAAACAAAAAACCCUGGGCUAAAGUUACAUCACGAUGUACUGACGGGAGAGCAUUAGCCAUAUCCGGAGCUUUCUAAAAGCGGAUUGGAAACUCCAGAGACCCCCCCCCAGAAUCAUUCCAACCUCCAGACUCUUUCGUCUCCCCUGGUAUUUUGCCUGCUGUAUGAAUGAAUGAAGAUUGUACUCUUCUGGAAAUAUUUUACAAUUUAUUAUUGAGUGUAAUUAAAAAUAUAACCGCUGAGAUUUAAAAAAAAGGUAUUUAACUCUGUUGUAGUUUCUUUAACAUUCAUGUGGAUAAAAAGUCUAUAAUAAAAAUGAAAAAAUAU